AUGUCACUUUCUGAAUAUUUUACGCCUGUGGCAGAUGCUUCUGUUACAUUCGAUGGUACUCAAGUGAAACUUGACAUUCAAGAUAACAUAACUGAAUCCGACAUUGAAUCCGGUUCCUCUCAAUUGCCUCAACAACUAAAUGAUCUAACAUUUCAAGCCAAUGGAGGUGAAAUGGUGUUAGUUCUAGGUAAGCCAACAUCAUCACUGUUCAAAUCUUUAUUCCGUAGUAAGGAAUCGUUAGAAUAUUCACCAAAGGGUUCCAUUAAAUUCAAGACAAAUGAAUAUAAAUCAUACGCGUCCAAAUGUCCUCAUCAAAUUAUUUACAAUAACGAACAGGAUGUUCAUUUCCCCUUUCUUACGGUCCAACAAACAAUUGAUUUCGCAUUAAGUUGUAAAUUCGAUAUUACAAAAAAUGAACGUAUCAAAAUUAGAGAUGAAUUACUAAGAGAGUUUGGUUUAUCGCAUGUCAUGGAUACCGUGGUUGGUAAUGAUUUCGUUCGUGGUGUUUCUGGUGGUGAACGUAAACGUAUUUCUAUUAUUGAAACUUUUAUCGCCAAUGGGUCUGUAUAUUUAUGGGAUAACUCUACUAAGGGUCUUGAUUCUUCUACCGCUUUGGAUUUUCUUUCCAUCCUAAAAAAAAUGACUGAAGCAACUAAAUCUGUAAAUUUGGUCAAGAUUUCUCAGGCAAGUGAUAAAAUUGUUAAUAAAUUCGAUAAAAUAUUAAUGCUCUCUGAUUCGUAUCAAGUUUUCUAUGGUACUGUCGAUGAAUGUUUAAUUUAUUUCCGUGAUACUUUAGCUAUUCCAAAGAAUCCAAAUGAUUGUAUUAUUGAAUAUUUGACCUCUAUUUUGAAUUUACAAUUUGAUAAUACUGAUUCUUCCGUUGCUUCUAUCAGCAGUUCAACUAAGGGGAAAAUAACUUCUCAUGUUACAGAUUUGGCUGUUACUCCAUCUUCUGAACUUGAUUUAUAUCAUUUGUGGAUUAAAUCGAAAAACUAUCAACAUUGGAAAAAUGUGAUCACCAAAUCUAGUAGCACCAUCGAAUCAACUUCUCUAAAUCCCGCUGAUGUCACCCCAGUUUUCAAGAUUUCAUUACCAACUCAAAUUAGAUAUUGUACUCAAAGAGCUUUCCAAAGAAGUUUGGGUGAUAAAAUCUAUUUAACAGCACAAACCAUAUCGGUUAUUAUCCAAUCUUUAGUUAUUGGGUCUUUAUUCUAUGAUAUUCCACUCUCUACUCUUGGUUCUUAUUCAAGAGGUUCAUUAACUUUCUUUUCCAUUCUAUUUUUCACUUUCCUGUCUUUAGCUGAAAUGCCUGCUGCCUUCCAAAGACAACCAGUAGUGAGUAAACAGGCCCAACUUCAUUUUUACUAUGCAUGGGUCGAAACGUUGGCAACUACUUUCUUCGAUUAUACCUUCAAAUUACUUUUGGUCAUUAUUUUUAGUAUCUUACUAUACUUCUUAGCCCAUCUACAAUAUAAUGGUGCCAGAUUUUUCAUUUUCCUAUUGUUUUUGGCUGUGUAUAAUUUUGCCAUGGUCUCAUUAUUUUCCUUAGCGACAUUAAUAUCUCCAACUCUGUCAAUUGCAAACUUAUUAGCUGGUAUCCUAUUAUUGGCCAUUGCUAUGUAUGCAUCUUAUGUCAUUUAUUUGAAGGAUAUGCAUCCUUGGUUCGUUUGGAUUGCAUACUUAAACCCAGCCAGAUACGCUAUGGAAGCAAUCUUAGCAAAUGAAUUGUAUAAUCUAAAAUUGGACUGUAAGGACUCCAUUGUUCCAAGGGGCCCCACAUAUGAUAACGUCUCAUUUACAAGAAAGGCAUGUGCUUGGCAAGGUGCUACAUUGGGUAACGAUUAUGUUAGAGGAAGAGAUUAUUUAUCUCAAAGUUUACACUAUUCAUAUAGCCACGUUUGGAGAAAUUUUGGAAUUAUCAUUGCUUUCCUGGUCUUCUUUGUCUUCUGUUCUCUAGUUUCAGCCCAUUAUGUUAAACCAAUAUUAAAUAAGGAAAGAACUCCUGAAUGGCUCAAAAAGUUGAAGAGAUCAUCUCUAUUUCGUUCUAAGACCCCAUUGGUCAUGAGUGAUUCCAUUGAAAUGGAAAAGGUUACAUCUUUCUCUUCCUUAUCUUCAGAUAGUCCCAUUAUUAUUGAUAUGCAAAACAACAGUGGUACCCUUUCCGAAUCUGUUGAAACUCAAAAGCAUCUAAUUUCUUGGAAGAAUAUAAACUACACCAUAGGUGAUAAAAAGUUGAUAAAUAACGUUUCUGGGUUCAUUGGUUCUGGUCUAACUGCUUUAAUGGGUGAAUCGGGUGCUGGUAAGACAACAUUAUUGAAUGUAUUAGCCCAACGUAUCGAGAGUGGUGUUGUUACUGGUGAACUACUGAUUGAUGGUAAACCAUUGACAAAUGAAAACGCUUUUAGAAGAAGUAUCGGGUUUGUCCAACAACAAGAUUUACAUUUAGAUUUGCUAACUGUCAAGGAAUCACUGGAAAUAUCUUGUAGAUUGAGAGGUGAUGGUGACAUGAAGUAUUUGGAAACAAUCUCAUCUUUGUUGAAGUUGCCAAUGAACAAGCUGGUUGCUAAGCUAUCUCCCACUCAAAAAAAAUUACUGUCUAUUGGUGUUGAAUUGGUCACUAAACCUUCAUUGCUUUUGUUCUUGGAUGAACCUACUUCCGGUUUAGAUUCUGAGGCAGCUCUUACCAUCGUCAAGUUUUUGAAAAAGCUUUCUCAACAAGGUCAAGCCAUUUUCUGUACCAUCCAUCAACCCAGUAAGAGUGUAAUUAGCUAUUUCGAUAAUAUCUUUUUACUAAAGAGAGGUGGUGAAAGUGUGUUUUUCGGACCAACAAAGGAUGCUUGUGAUUAUUUCAUAUCCAAAGACCCAAGUCUUACUUUUGACUCUGAAUAUGAUAACCCCGCUGAUUUUAUUAUCGAUGUUGUCGGUGGAACUACUCAAAAUGAAGAAAUUGUUGAAAAAGAAAAUAAUUGGGCAAAUAUAUGGGAAAACUCAUUUGAAAAAGGUGCUAUCGAAAACGAUCUUUUGUCACUCGAAAGGGAGGCUUUAAGUGAAAAUGUAGAUUAUUCAACAUCUGUUUGGGAACAACCAAGCUACUGGAAGCAAUUACUUUUAAUUUCGAGGAGACAAUAUCUAUGCACAAAGAGAGAUAAAACAUAUGUUGCCGCUAAGUAUCUAUUAAAUUCAGGAGCUGGGCUUUUCAUCGGUUUUUCAUUUUGGAAUAUUAAGAAAAAUCUCAGUGGUUUACAAGAUUGUAUUUUCUUCUGUUUUAUGGCACUUUGUGUUUCAUCACCUUUAAUUAAUCAAGUUCAGGAUAAGGCAUUGAAAUCAAAAGAGGUCUUUAUUGCAAGAGAAUCAAGGUCAAAUACAUACCAUUGGUCGGUACUUUUACUUUCUCAGAUUAUAAUUGAAAUGCCGCUGGCUUUAACAAGUUCAACACUAUUUUUCUUGUGUGCGUACUUCUGUUGUGGAUUUGACAACUCUCCCCAUAUUGCAGGUGUCUUCUAUUUGAACUACAUUCUCUUUUCAGCUUAUUAUUUAACAUUUGGUUUGUGGUUAAUAUAUGCUGCACCAAAUCUACAAACAGCUGCUGUUUUCGUUGCCUUUUUCUAUAGUUUUACUGCUUCAUUCUGUGGUGUUAUGCAACCAUAUGGUCUUUUCCCUGGAUUUUGGAAAUUCAUGUAUAGAGUUUCACCUUACACUUAUUUCAUCGAUACAUUCGUGAGUUUGUUACUUCAUGAUAGAGAGGUCGUUUGUGGUAAUAUGGAAUUGGUGCCAGGCCAACCACCUGUGGGUCAAACGUGUGGCCAGUUUAUGGCAGCUUAUAUCGAAGAAUAUGGUGGUUAUUUGAAGAAUCCAAAUACUUUUACAGUUUGCGGUUAUUGUACUUACACUGUUGGUGAUGAUUUCUUAGAAGUGCAAAAUAUGAGUUACGGACAUAGAUGGAGAAAUUUUGGUAUCGAAUGUGCUUUUGUUGCCUUCAACUUUGUAGCCAUGUUUGUUGGUUACUAUAUGACAUACAUUAGCAAAGUAUGGCCUAAAGUCUUCAGAGUUGUUGGAAGAUUAUUCUCUAUCAGGUCACUAUUUACCAAGGCCUCCAAGUAG
This is a messenger RNA of Naumovozyma castellii, 4101 nucleotides long. It is a transcript of the gene AUS1, whose product is annotated as ATP-binding cassette sterol transporter AUS1. The transcript has a single exon. The record is from RefSeq and is a predicted model, not a curated record. Bases 1 to 4101 code for a protein of 1366 amino acids. Lineage: Eukaryota; Fungi; Ascomycota; Saccharomycetes; Saccharomycetales; Saccharomycetaceae.